CAGCACUCGCUGGGUCGCCAGGGUAUAAAUUCCUGGCAGCUUUAUUAUCCACUUCAUCUAACUCCACACUAACACCACCCUCACUAACAAGACCUUUUUAUAUUGACGAGUAGAACAACGAGAGGUCGGACUCCCAACAAUGAACAGUCAGUCAGCCAUCAACAAAGACGUCUUCAUCCCCAGUAAUGAGCGGAUGCUGGUGGCAGUGGAGGUGCGCAGGAGGAAAAAGAAGAGAAUGUCUUUCCUGUCCCACGUAUCCAAAGGAGAAUAUGCAACAUUCAUUUGUGUGUCAGUGACAAACACCAGGCCACUACAGCUGAUCAUUUCAAAAGUGAAACAGUUCAGGGGCUCCUCAAGCUUCACAAGGACAUCCCAGUGGACGGUGGAGCAGCUCCGACAGGUCAACGGCAUCAACCCCAACAAGGACAGUCCCGAGUUUGACCUAGUGUUUGUUAACACAGUGGAUCAGUGGGUGGCCAGCUCUGCAGCAGAGAAGUGUAUUCUCAUCCAGAUACUAUAUCGUGCCUGCCAGACCUACUGGGAGGGGAAGGCAGGAAGUCUGGUAAAAGCGAAUCGCCAGGGUACCCUUCCAGUUGUGGAGGCUGGUCACAGUGACUCCUCCCCUUCAUCUAGAACACGGCAAGUCCGACGGAAGAGCCUGGUUGUAUCCAAACCACCAGAGUUCAUCAACUGCCCGUCCAAACUCACAAGAGGUAAUCCGAUAUCACAACACACAGUACAGUGGUAACUCGGUUUUAUUACG
This is a messenger RNA of Nerophis lumbriciformis (worm pipefish), 763 nucleotides long. Lineage: Eukaryota; Metazoa; Chordata; Actinopteri; Syngnathiformes; Syngnathidae. The record is from RefSeq and is a predicted model, not a curated record.